AUGAUUUCACAAAACUAUAUCUGGUUGCCUAAAAAUGCUGAAUUAUGUAGAUCAGGAAUAUUGUGUUUGAUGUUGUUGUUUUUACAUGCUGACGUUAUGUUUGAAGCAGUUAUCGUAAACAUUGCACUUGGACCUGCAAUAGCACGCCCCCAGCCGAACUUCUUCAUGCGAGUUGGAGCGUGGUUACCUUCUAAGACGGCCGAUUUAGUUGGUCAUUUUGCGGUUGCGGACGUGAACUCUGCGGAUGCGGAUGGUUGCUGUUUAGAAAAAUCUUCUCUGCUUGGGGCUCCAAUACACAGACAUCUGAAAUACAUUGAUGCCAACAAAGAUAACGACAUAGAGAAUACGGUACAAUUAACUUACAAAUCUUACACGUAUGCUGUUUUCAAAACCAACAGAUGGCAAGAAGCUCCUGAAGCUUAUGAAGGGAUGAUCUUCAAUGAAGCUGGUGAGAUAAAAAAACAAAGAACUGUUCAUAGAAAAAUUAUAGGUGUAAAAAAUUCUUGGCAAUAUUUUGAUGGCAUUUUGAAGUCCAGUGCAGGAGGCAGAAGCGGUUUUGAUAAUGAUGAGGAAGAUAUCGAGUGGGACGAUACCAUGCUUAAUGUCAUAGUUGGAAAUACCGGAGACUUCAAAAAAAUAAUGACAAGCAGUUAUCAGAACAGUUUGGUGAUAGCUACACUAACUGAUGAUGAUGAUGAUGGUGAUGAGGAAGGUAACAACCGCAAGGACAACAUCUACAGAAACAAUAACAAUAAUAACAUCGGAGUUCGCAUUAGUGACGUCAUCAGUUACAAUAAUAAGAACAAAAACAAUAAUCACAAUGACACCAAUGUUAAUACUGUAAAUAAUAAUAAUAAUACGAAUAACAAUAAUAAUAAUAAUAAAAACGAAAAGGUGGAGUCAAUUUACAUUGGGCCGGGCUCAAAGUUGUACAACAUAUUCAUCCCAAGAAUGAAAAGGAAUAAAAGAAUGAAGGAACGUAUGGAGAGAAUGACAAUGCCUGACAUGGACUGCACCAAAUUCGCAAAUCCCUGGAGAUGUCUUCUGAUGGAUUGA
Messenger RNA from Helobdella robusta, 1056 nucleotides. RefSeq lists its product as hypothetical. The record is from RefSeq and is a predicted model, not a curated record. Lineage: Eukaryota; Metazoa; Annelida; Clitellata; Rhynchobdellida; Glossiphoniidae. The coding region runs from base 1 to 1056 and encodes 351 amino acids. The transcript is spliced from 9 exons.